UUCACCUUUCAUCCAGACAAACAAAGUCCUUAAGCAAACUGGGCAGGGCGAAUAGCAGCAGAUUUAUUCUGUUAGCUGGACGUCAACCACCUCAUUUUUUCCCCUUCAGUCACAAUAGAAACAUGUUUGUUUCAAUCUUUCUCUUAUGGCUUUUUGUUUGGUUUGUCAUCGUCCUAUUCAAAUCUCAGAGGCCAAAGAACUUCCCACCCGGACCCCCCAUCUUGCCUGUAUUGGGGAACCUUUUGAAUCUGAGCCUGGAGAACCCACUGAAGGAUUUUGACAGGCUGAGCAAAUCCUAUGGAAAAGUCUACAGUGUUUACAUCGGUCCAAAACCAGCUGUGAUCAUCAACGGGCUGAAGGCCAUGAAAGAAGCCAUUGUGAUCAAGGCUGCUGAUUUCUCUGGACGACCCCAAGACUUGUUUGUCAACGAUGUUACCAGGAGGAAAGGAGUGAUUCUGGCGGAUUAUGGCUCAAGCUGGCGGGAGCACCGUCGUUUUGCUCUGAUGACUUUGAGAAAUUUUGGUUUGGGGAAAAAGUCAAUGGAGGACAGAAUUAACGACGAGAUUCAAUACACUAUUAAAACGCUGGAGAGCAGUAUCGGUAAAACUCUGAGUCCUCAGGUCAUGUUCCAUAAUGCAGCCUCCAACAUCAUCUGCCAGGUCCUGUUUGGAAGACGCUACGAGUACGAUGAUGACAUGAUCAAAGUGAUCGUCCAGUGCUUCACAGAAAAUUCCAAGAUAGCCAACGGACCGUGGGCCAUGAUAUAUGAUUCUUUUCCUAUUAGUCGUAAACUCCCGCUGCCCUUCAGAAAAGCUUUUAAAAAUGCAGAGAUUUGUGAGAACUAUGCUAUCCAUUUGGUGAAUGAACACAAGAAGACCCGUGUUCCUGGGGAGCCUCGACACUUUGUUGACUGUUAUCUGGAUGAACUGGAAAAGCGAGGCGAUGAUGGUUCUUCCUUUUCAGAAGAACAGCUCAUAAUGUACAGCCUCGAUCUUCACUUUGCUGGGACUGACACGACCUCCAACACCCUGCUUACAGGAUUUCUUUACCUGAUGAACUACCCACAUGUUCAAGAACGAUGUCAACAAGAGAUAGACCAGGUCCUGGAGGGGAAGGAUCGAGUCAGUUAUGAGGACAGAAACAACAUGCCAUAUGUCCAGGCUGUGAUCCAUGAAAUUCAGAGGAUUUCCAACACUGUUCCUCUCAGUGUCUUUCACUGCACGACUAAAGACACAGAGCUCAUGGGAUUCUCCAUUCCCAAGGGUACAAUGAUCAUCCAGAACCUGAAUUCGGUGCUGAGGGAGGAAGGACAGUGGAAGUUCCCUCAUGAAUUCAACCCGGAGAACUUCCUAAAUGAACAGGGAGAGUUUGUCAAACCUGAAGCUUUCAUGCCUUUCUCUGCAGGUCCUCGGAUGUGUCUUGGAGAGAGUCUGGCUCGUAUGGAACUUUUCCUCAUCGUGGUGACUCUGCUGAGGAGGUUUAAGUUCAUCUGGCCGGAGGAUGCUGGAGAACCAGACUUCACCCCGGUUUAUGGAGUCACUUUGACACCCAAACCUUAUCGUAUGAAGGUCCAACUCAGGUCAAAACAGUGAGGAGAAGAAACAGAGAAGAAAUAACAAGAUACUCUGAAGAAAAAAUAAAUAAAUCCAAAUCAU
Molecule: messenger RNA, 1655 nt
Organism: Fundulus heteroclitus (mummichog)
Lineage: Eukaryota; Metazoa; Chordata; Actinopteri; Cyprinodontiformes; Fundulidae
Product: cytochrome P450 2F2
Exons: 11
Coding region: 123-1592 (489 amino acids)
Biological process (GO): xenobiotic metabolic process
Cellular component (GO): cytoplasm; intracellular membrane-bounded organelle
Molecular function (GO): oxidoreductase activity, acting on paired donors, with incorporation or reduction of molecular oxygen, reduced flavin or flavoprotein as one donor, and incorporation of one atom of oxygen; iron ion binding; heme binding
Source: RefSeq, a predicted model, not a curated record